Bradysia coprophila is the source of this 2068-nucleotide messenger RNA. RefSeq lists its product as uncharacterized. Gene Ontology annotation, molecular function: protein dimerization activity. The record is from RefSeq and is a predicted model, not a curated record. NCBI's taxonomy places the organism in Eukaryota, Metazoa, Arthropoda, Insecta, Diptera, Sciaridae. Gene Ontology annotation, cellular component: nucleus. Gene Ontology annotation, biological process: regulation of transcription by RNA polymerase II.
AAUAUAAUGUCAUAGUAACUUUGAGACACUUCCAUUGUAAUAGCAUUUUGUUUUCAGUUGUGUUUUAAUUAACUUGCUAAUAAGGGAUUUGUGCGUCAACGUCUACAACACAAUAAAAAUGACGAAACGAAGGUAAUUGAAUUUAUUAUUAAGAAAAUGUAGGCGAACAGACCUGCAUUGUUUUGGCAUACGGUAGCGAGAACAACUAAGAAAUUUUCUUUCAAAAUCAAAGGAAAAUUGAUGGCGUACCUCCGACUAAACCAGAAGUGAUCGUUCAGCAAAAUCGCGGUAUACAAAAGGACACACUGAAAGCAAUGAUUGCAAAUAACAACCCAUCCAUAAAACUACAAAAAAUACCGGGCAAUUCGGCCAGCAACAUGAAAUUGAUAUUAGUGAAAGAUGUACAGCAGGACAUGUUUGUCUGUACGACAUGUUCGGAAUUAGAAUUUAUGGAUGACUGGGAAAGUCACCAAUGUAUUGAGGUACCAAUACAAGAAUUCGACGCAACAAUGACGGCGGUCGUGGCAACAUACUCAGACGAUGAGUUGUCUAAUGAAACGCCGCCAGUAACAACACAAAUCACUAAAAUCAAUUCUCGCGAUAUGGCAAUCAUAAAGGAGCAAUUGGCUUACUCGUUUGGUGAAAUGUUUCCGCUCGAUGGAUUUCACGAUAUGGGGUUCACGGCGAUGACGAAAUAUCUACUGAAUCUGGGCACCACGCAAGGAAAGAUAAAUGUCAGAGAUGUCUUGGGAAACCAAAUAACACUUGAAGAAGAACGAAAGUCACUAGUGGCUACGGUCAAGUCUACUUUAAAAAAGGUUGUGGCAGAAGAGAAGUUGGUUUUUUCUUGUGAUAUCUGGUCACAUCCACUUCAUUUGAGGCGAUGCGUUACGCUAUCCUCACACUAUAUAGAUGAAAAUUUUACUCUACAUCGGAAUGUGUUGGGAACACGAAUUUACAAUGAAAGUGAAUUCGAUGGCAGUAAUUUGGCUAACUACGUUACGGACAUAUUGGGCGAGUAUACAAAUACUCCGUCGUCGAUUUUAUCAAAUGCGACGAUUGUAACAAGCAAAACAGAUGAUUCGUUAAAAUCCUUCAAGAAUUAUGGUCGACUGAAUUGUAUGUGUAGCAUACUCAACGAAGUUGUUAACCAUUCAUUGUCACUACCGUGCUUUCAAACAGAACAUGUGUGCAAGGCAAUCAUAAUACGACUGGAGAGACAGCCUCCGAAUGAAAAGAAUAAAAGUGCCGUUGCUAAUUUACAACUGAACGACUGGUUUUCGAUCUGGCAUCUCUUCGAAGCUUAUCAGCAAUAUUUGGAGACCGCGACAACAUUCAAAAAUAUCAUAUCCGGCUACGAAAUUCUCUACAAAUUUUUGUCAGAAUCGCGGACUGCUUCAAAGUUACUCUCAUCCAACGGCGAAGCAACCAUAAGUACGGUUUACCUAAUAAAAAGGAAAUUGAUAGACGUGAUGCGUGGAUAUAAUACCGGAUCGUUUCGUUGGCCCGAAUACAAAGAUAAACUGACGUCGUAUGCGGAAAAUGUUUUCGAAAUAACUGACGUGCACCGAAUCACACUUUUCUUGGAUCCCAGAUACAAAUCGCUCAAAUUUCUAUCGAAAGAAGAAAGAGAAGCGCUGCACGAAACUGUUCGCGGGAUAAUCGGAGAAAUAUUCAUUCCAGACAAAAAUGUUAGAGCCUUAUUGAAAUUAGGUCAACAUGUGGCCUGGGUGGAUGCAAACGGUUUGGCCGAAGUGGACAAUUAUUUGAAUUUGACGAACAUUUCACCAGACACAAACGUUCUGGAAUUUUGGAAGUCGCGCACUGAUUUUCCGAAACUAAGAACAUUAGCCAAAGAGAUGCUGUGUAUUCCGGCAGUGUCGGCUGCAUGGGAAUGCUAUUUCAAUAAAGACAAAUUCAAUUUGUCGAGAAGACGUUUAGAUUUGAGUGUAAGCGAAAUCGAUACAACAUUGUUGUUGAACGGAUUUAGUUUUAGUGGGAUGUUUGAUGAAGAGCUUAAGACACUGUUUGAGGUCUAGUCAAGUUUUAAAUAAAUGUUUUUGAGUUA